UGUACGCUCGACCAUCACUCGUUCAUUCAUAUCACUUCUCGUCUCUCUACUCUCCUCUCUCUCUCUCUCUCUCUUUCUCUCUAAAAAUGGGAAUUGUAGCCAUUGUUGGAACGUUAUUGCUAAUGUGUGCGAUCGCUCACACUAGUGUUGCCUUCACCGAGGGUUUGCUGCCGAAUGGGAACUUCGAGCAGGGGCCGGCGCGGUCGGAGCUGAACGGGACGCAGGUGACGAGCCGCACGGCGAUCCCCUCAUGGGAGAUAUCCGGGUACGUAGAAUACAUCGAGUCGGGGCACAAGCAGGGCGACAUGCUCCUGGUGGUGCCGGAGGGGUCCUACGCGGUGCGGCUCGGGAACGAGGCGUCGAUCAAGCAGCGGGUGAAGGUCGCCGGGGGGCUGCGCUAUUCGCUGACGUUCAGCGCGGCGCGGACGUGCGCGCAGGCGGAGCAGCUCAACGUAUCGGCGUCGGGGCAGUCCGGGGUGCUGGCCAUGCAGACCAUGUACAGCAGCAACGGCUGGGACUCCUACGCCUGGGCCUGGAUCGCCAAGUCCGACGAUGUCGACGUCAUCAUACACAACCCCGGAGUCACGGAUGAUCCUGCCUGUGGGCCCCUCAUUGACUCCGUCGCCAUGAAGGCCCUCUAUCCGCCCAAGCCCACCAACAAGAACUUGUUGAAGAACGGUGACUUUGAGGAGGGGCCGUACAUCCUGCCAAACACGAGCUGGGGGGUGCUGAUCCCGUCGAACACGGUGGACGAUCACUGCCCGAUCCCCGGGUGGAUGGUGGAGUCCCUGAAGGCCGUCAAGUACCUGGACUCCGCCCACUUCUCCGUCCCCAAGGGACGCCGCGCCGUCGAGCUCCUUGCGGGCAAGGAAAGCGCCCUCUCCCAGGUCAUCCGCACCGUCCCCGGCCGCUCCUAUGUUCUCUCCUUCUCGGUCGGUGAUGCCAAAAAUGCCUGCAUGGGCUCCCUCAUGGUCGAGGCCUAUGCCGCCCGUGACAGCCUCAAGGUCGCCUACGACUCCAAGGGCACCGGUGGGUUCAAGCGCGCCGCCCUCCGCUUCCGCGCCACGUCUGCGCGCACCCGGAUCGUCUUCUGGAGCUCCUACUAUAACACCCGCAGCGACGAUCUCAGCUCCCUCUGCGGGCCCGUCCUUGACGACGUCGCCGUCCUCAGCGUGCGCAGUCCGAAGCGCCUGUAGAAAGCCGGAGAGAGAAAAAGAAGAAGAAGAAGAAGAAUAUUAUUUCUGUAAUUGCACAAUCAUGGUGGUUCCAUUCAAUCAGCAAUAACUGGGCUAUUGAUCAAUUGGUGAUCUUAUACCCUUGAGCCAGUUUAUUAUUAUUGAUAGGAUUAUUGCUGCUGAGUUUUGUAUUGCACGAUUGAGGUGCAAGCAGGCGAGGAGAUGUGCUAGCUAUUGGUUAAAAGUUUCUAUAGAAUGGACGUGUUUAAUUUGAUAUGUCUUGGUCAUUCACAACAAUGAUGAGAUAUAUAUUUUCUCUCAA
Messenger RNA from Ananas comosus (pineapple), 1497 nucleotides. RefSeq lists its product as uncharacterized. The coding region runs from base 87 to 1196 and encodes 369 amino acids. The record is from RefSeq and is a predicted model, not a curated record. NCBI's taxonomy places the organism in Eukaryota, Viridiplantae, Streptophyta, Magnoliopsida, Poales, Bromeliaceae. The transcript is spliced from 3 exons.